GUGCAGUCCGGUCUUAUUCGCUCCACACGACCGUCCUCUCCUGCAGGAGUUAUAUCAUUCCGUGUUGCAGACCUUGUAGCAGCUACGAGCUUUAUUACCCACAGAGAUGUUCCGCCUACCCACAGUCAUGAAGCAGGUGAGGCCUGUGUGCCGGGCGCUGGCUCCUCACCUGACGCGAGCCUACGCCAAAGAUGUGAAGUUUGGAGCUGAUGCUCGCGCCCUCAUGCUGCAGGGGGUGGACCUGCUGGCUGAUGCUGUGGCCGUCACCAUGGGCCCAAAGGGUCGUACCGUCAUCAUUGAGCAGAGCUGGGGCAGCCCUAAGGUCACCAAGGACGGCGUGACGGUCGCCAAGAGCAUCGACCUGAAGGAUAAGUACAAGAACAUCGGUGCCAAGCUGGUGCAGGAUGUCGCCAACAACACCAACGAGGAGGCUGGCGACGGCACCACCACCGCCACGGUGCUGGCUCGUGCCAUCGCCAAGGAGGGGUUCGACACCAUCAGCAAAGGCGCCAACCCUGUGGAGAUCCGCCGCGGAGUCAUGAUGGCUGUGGAAACCAUCAUCAAUGAGCUGAAAAAGCUCUCCAAGCCGGUCACAACCCCUGAGGAGAUCGCACAGGUUGCUACAAUCUCAGCCAAUGGAGACGUGGAGAUUGGAAACAUCAUCUCCAACGCCAUGAAGAAAGUUGGCCGCAAGGGAGUCAUCACUGUCAAGGACGGGAAGACUCUGCACGAUGAGCUGGAGAUCAUCGAGGGGAUGAAGUUUGACCGUGGCUACAUCUCCCCUUACUUCAUCAACACCGCCAAAGGUCAGAAGUGUGAGUUCCAGGAUGCCUACCUGCUGCUGAGUGAGAAGAAGAUCUCCAGUGUCCAGAGCAUCGUGCCGGCCCUGGAGAUCGCCAACCAGCACCGCAAGCCGCUGGUUAUUGUGGCGGAGGACGUGGAUGGAGAGGCCCUCAGCACCUUGGUUCUCAACAGGCUGAAGGUUGGGCUUCAGGUGGUGGCUGUUAAAGCACCAGGCUUUGGCGACAACAGGAAGAACCAGCUGAAGGACAUGGCUAUCGCCACCGGGGGCACUGUGUUUGGAGAUGAGGCUCUGGGCCUGACCCUCGAGGACAUCCAGGCUCACGACUUUGGUAAGGUCGGUGAGGUGCAGAUUACCAAAGACGACACCCUGCUGCUGAAGGGAGGCGGCAGCCCGGCUGAGAUUGAGAAACGGGCCGUGGAGAUCGCUGAGCAGCUGGAGAACACCACCAGCGAUUACGAGAAGGAGAAACUCAACGAGAGGCUGGCCAAGCUCUCCGACGGAGUGGCUGUGCUCAAGAUCGGAGGAACGAGCGAUGUGGAGGUGAACGAGAAGAAGGACCGUGUGACAGACGCCCUGAACGCCACCCGGGCAGCUGUGGAGGAGGGAAUCGUCCCAGGCGGAGGCUGUGCUCUGCUGCGCUGCAUCCCAUCGCUCGACACCCUGAAACCUGCCAACUCUGACCAGAAGAUCGGUGUGGAUAUCAUCAGGCGGGCGCUCCGUAUCCCCGCCAUGACCAUCGCUAAGAACGCAGGUGUGGAGGGUUCACUCGUGGUGGAGAAGAUCCUGCAGGGAUCAGCUGAUCUCGGCUACGACGCCAUGCAGGGAGAGUACGUGAACAUGGUGGAGAAGGGCAUCAUUGACCCCACCAAGGUGGUGAGGACGGCGCUGUUGGACGCUGCAGGAGUGGCCUCUCUGCUCUCCACCGCCGAGGCCGUCGUCACAGAGAUCCCCAAGGAGGAGAAGGAGAUGCCAGGAGGCAUGGGUGGCAUGGGUGGCAUGGGCGGCAUGGGUGGCAUGGGAGGAGGCAUGGGUUUCUAAGCCAGUCCUCCUGACUUGUUGCUGUACAGACUAAUAUGCAGAGUGGUGCUGGGGGUGGCUGAGGAACACGAAAAAAAAAAAUCCUCCACAAACGUGCAACCACCUCCACCGAACUCUGCCCACACUGACUGA
Molecule: messenger RNA, 1975 nt
Organism: Toxotes jaculatrix (banded archerfish)
Lineage: Eukaryota; Metazoa; Chordata; Actinopteri; Toxotidae
Gene: hspd1
Product: heat shock 60 protein 1
Exons: 11
Coding region: 107-1843 (578 amino acids)
Biological process (GO): positive regulation of interferon-alpha production; protein refolding; positive regulation of T cell activation
Cellular component (GO): mitochondrial inner membrane; mitochondrial matrix
Molecular function (GO): ATP binding; protein-folding chaperone binding; ATP-dependent protein folding chaperone
Source: RefSeq, a predicted model, not a curated record